AUGUAUCGCAAUCGCAAAAGAUUAAAAUCGAAGCAGAGAAAAACGGAAAAAACUGCUCCAACCAGAACCUCACACGUUCUAGCAAGUGUGCUUGAAGCAGAACCAUCGCGGAUAAAAAGCGCACCUAGUGAAAUGAUGAAAACCAUAAUUGAAUUUCAACACCUGAUCAUCAGCGCGUGGAAAAUUGAAGAAGUGAAAAUGAUUCAUAGAUUCUUCCUGCUUAAGCUGGUCAUUGGACUUAGAACAUCUAACAUCAAUUAUUAUCAGAAUCGGAUAGAAAGAUAG
This is a messenger RNA of Clunio marinus, 285 nucleotides long. Lineage: Eukaryota; Metazoa; Arthropoda; Insecta; Diptera; Chironomidae. The record is from the annotation of a GenBank genome assembly.